UCGACGUCGUUGCUAGUGUGUCGUUGCUCGCUCUCUCACUCUUCUGCAGAUUGCAGAUUCCAAAUUUAUAAUUGUGUUUACAGUGCGACGAAAAUAUUCGUGACGUUUGGAACGAGAGAUAAUGAACGAAAUCGCGAGACGGAUGUCGGAUUAUAUCGCGGAUACGCUAUUAUGCGUCCGUCUCGCUAUCACGCUACAUUAGCACCUUUCGUCAUCAUUAAUCAUGGUCCUGCGUGAUCGCGAUCUACCAGGACACGAGCAACAUGCCGAGCGACAAUUAUUCGCGAAAGACGCGUGCACGUGUCGCGGUGAUAGUGAUUAUGACAUUGCUUCUGCUGAAUAUCAAGUGCAUAGUUGCAGAUACCGCCAAGAGCUUGCACCAAUGCACAUUAGAAGGCCUUCACCCCUUCCUUAUCGUUACUCAUAAAGAGUUCACUAUAUCUGCAGACAAGAUUACCGUAUCUCACAACGAACGAAUCACGGUGAGAUGUCGAGAAUUAGGUAAAUACAAACUCAUCGGCGAUCAUUUAUUACAUUGCCGCAAUGGUACAUGGACCGGAAAGACACCUUAUUGCGUGCCUACCACGGCCAUUUCUAAUUACAGUGAAAAUGUACCACCGACCAUCGUUUUCGGUCUACCAGCCGGUUCGGCCGCCGUAGAUCCAAUUGGUGCACUUGCUAUCUUCCCAGGAAGUAUUUUGCACUUGGAAUGCCUCUUUUCGAGAAAAUUAGGCAAUCCUGAAUGGACAUGGACCUCAACUUUUCGCCGAUAUCUGACAGGAUGGGCAAUCGCUGCACGGGAAAGAAACUGGAAGUAUCGCCUCUCGAUAUACUAUGCUAAACAUCAUGAUUCCGGGGUUUACACGUGCUCCACGCCCAAAGGAUUAUCCAAUUCUAUACAAGUUCGUGUCAUAGAUGUUCAGUGUUCGGUAUUGGCCGUCCCUGAACCACCGUUGAUCAGUCGCAUCGGGGGUAACCGAAUAGGAGACAAUGCAAUUUUCGAGUGUCCAAUGGGUUACAGAUUAGAGGGUGCUUCCGGUAUUACGUGUCAAUACAACGGCAAAUGGUCAACGAAUGUGCCACAUUGCGAAGAAAUCGAGUGUCCAGCGAUAAAUAUCACGGACAACCCAUUGUUGACUUUGAUCGAGCACAAUAAUACUUAUGGCGGAAAAGUUGUUUUCACUUGUAUGUGGGGAUAUAAGCUCUCUGGGUCGCAGAGUAUAAGAUGCGAAGGAAAUGGCAGAUGGAAUGGAUCUAUACCAAUUUGUCUCGAAAUCACUUGUCCAAUACCGGAAGCGCCACGAAGCGGGCGCAUCAUCGAGCAAAUGCGAUACUCUAACAAGAAGCAGUAUCGCGCCCAAAUAUAUAAAGUUGGCGCCCUAUUGAGAUUCGCUUGUCUACCAGGUCAUCAACUGAUAGGAGAAGCGUCCAUCAUAUGCACCGAAAACGGCACCUGGUCUCACCGUCCACCCGUAUGUAAAGUAAGGUGUCCUUAUCCUGGUGAUCCUCCUCAUGGUCGAAUCGCGCCUCUUAAGUUUUGGUAUAAACCAGGAGACAACAUACAGGUAACAUGUUCGCCUGGCUAUGUGACUCCCCUGGAACCAGUGAAGAAACCAUCGUGUCGGGAAAACGGCAUUUGGAGUGCACCACCGCCUCCCUGUCGAUCUUACAAAGAAGUGUGAACGUGAAAAAAGAUUGCCGAGUCCUCUUAUGAGUUUUACGGUCUAUCGUGUUAUUUUAUCUUUCAACGAGGAAGCAUAUCUGAUAUUCAUUACGAGUAGCUGAAUAAGAGAAACGAGGAGACUCGCGUGAAACAUUCGCUUUGUUUCGAAUGAUAGACAUGCUAUGUAAAAUUAAUGAUCUUAUCAGAUGAUGAAUAUAGCUGCAGUCAUAUGAACCGACAAAUAAUCACGAAUAGAUCACUGGAAGGAAGCAUCUUGCGUUAAACGUAGGCCACGAAACGACCAGUAUUUUAUUUAUAAUUCUCUUCCAGAUAUACAACGAUUUUAAUAAAAAUAAAUCCCUUUUUAAUAAUACACUCUUAAUAAAUAUUUUUUCACAA
Messenger RNA from Formica exsecta, 2062 nucleotides. RefSeq names its product locomotion-related protein Hikaru genki (gene hig). The record is from RefSeq and is a predicted model, not a curated record. NCBI's taxonomy places the organism in Eukaryota, Metazoa, Arthropoda, Insecta, Hymenoptera, Formicidae. The coding region runs from base 264 to 1682 and encodes 472 amino acids. The transcript has 10 exons.